Messenger RNA from Branchiostoma floridae (Florida lancelet), 1438 nucleotides. RefSeq lists its product as uncharacterized. The transcript has 2 exons. The record is from RefSeq and is a predicted model, not a curated record. The coding region runs from base 483 to 1241 and encodes 252 amino acids. Lineage: Eukaryota; Metazoa; Chordata; Leptocardii; Amphioxiformes; Branchiostomatidae.
CUGAAGAGACAAAACUGUCGUACAACGCUUCUGCCAAUCAUUUUCGUCAGAAAACCAUUCCUUUACCCUGACUGUGGCUUUCUCUUCAGUCAUCGGGAAGGAAAGCGGACGUUUGAGAGGGGCUAUUUGGAAAUAUAUUCCACAGUCUGAAGUGGCCAUUUACUCGGAAGGAUUCCUGCAACGUCAAACUGUCGUACAACGCUGAGUGUCAAUCAUUUCCGUCAGAUAAACCGUUCCUUAGCAACCCUGACCGUGACCUCCUCUUUCUACAGUCCAUCGGCGGAAGGAAAAACGGACGACCGAGAGAUUGGUGCUCUGUGGAAAGAUUGUAGAAGCCAGCUGAAGAGGCCUUUCAUCGGGAGAGCUCCUGGCGGGAGUGCGGUUGGAGCUCUGGUGGGCUGUCCAUAGAGCCUUGUGUGCAGAUUGCUGUGAGCAAAAAUCCACAGAAGAAGAAGCCUUGAUAGGUUAGUCGAGUACCGAAAAUGGCAUUCGAAAGACAAUUUGCAAGCUGCUUGCUUCUUGUUAGUUUGUGCUUCACCGCAUCUGUCUCCGUCUCGGACUCAACAGCAACAACGAAGCACAGGCAUAGCGAGGCUUGUGCGAACUGCAUUGCGGGCGACGAAGGUGGCGGAAAAGUGACAACUCUAAAAGUCUUCUGGGACGAAGUCAAAUCUGCGGUCAAGGACGUUGAAGAAGAGAUUGCAACGAAACGCCAAGAAGGAAAGUGGGUUGACAAAAGUGGCACCAAGGAUGACACAAAGAACACGAAAAAGACGAAGGUUAGCGGUUCGUGGUCAGCAGUGGCCAGACUGUCCGCUAGAGUUUCCCGCCUCGAAACCAACAUGUCGCUCGUACUUGACCAGAACCAGUACUUGCGGUCAGAGGUCGCCAACCUGUCAUCUCAAAUGAGCGGAAACAAAGGUCAAGGAAAGCGUCGGCACUUGAGGAACUACAUGGAACACCUUGAAGAAAGCAUCGGAUACGUCGAGAUGGAGCUGGACAACGAGCGCAGCAAGAUGAACCGAUACCAGACAGAACUGUCCACGAUAGCGGUCAGACAGGGGGAACUGGAAUCCAAGAUGGCGGCGCUGGCGAGAAGGAUUACCCACAAUCCUCGGCGCAAGCACAACAGUGUCGUCACCAACGCGAUUGCUCCGGUUGGCUCCCCUGAGGUUCCCGCAGGUGAAACUGAGUACGACUAUGAUGUUGAGUUUGUGCGCGAGCCAAAGGGACAGCGAUAGAGGGUUGUAAAUUUAACGUUGUUGUGAAACACUGAGGGCAUCUGAUAGCAAGGGGAGAAAUUCCGAUGCUGUGGCGAGGCCGUCAUAGGCGCGCAAAGUGAUAAAUCGAUCGUCAGACUGAAGACCAGGUCACGGUCAAAGCUGUAAUUUCCUGUGCUGUAAGGAGAACUGUCUGUGUGUGUUGCCCUAGACAAUUA